Molecule: messenger RNA, 5471 nt
Organism: Paramuricea clavata
Lineage: Eukaryota; Metazoa; Cnidaria; Anthozoa; Malacalcyonacea; Plexauridae
Source: the annotation of a GenBank genome assembly
AUGCCGCAUCACGACCCAAAAUAUGAAGGACUGCGAAAUACCCAAUGGAGUACAAUUGACGAUAUCUUCAAGUCGUGCUGUAAAUUCGAACCAAACAGCAGACCGACAGCCACGCAGAUACUAACUUCACUCAUAAAAAAAGAACCGGACCAGCUAAGGUCUGCCACCAUAACCAAAGAAGGUAUAACACUCGUCUUUUUCUUGACAACAUUCGUAUAGUAACAAACGCGGCAUAAGGGCACAACAAUGGCCCCAGACAUUUAGUUUACCACAUACUUUUCUUCAUUGUAAUACAGUUUACAUCGUUAUUUUUUACAAUAGGAAAUGCCAUCGCCGGGCAAAUGAAGGUCACCGAUAAGCCUUCCGUUGACUUAACAGCAAUGGUAAGUUACCAAAAACCAAUCCACUGAUUAACCGUCAAACGCCUAAUCACAUGGCCGUAUGUAAUCAGGAAAUCAGGCAAAUACAUCAAUAUUUUCCAAUAAAUUAUGGUGAAAAAUUAACGAAAACCAUUAAAUAGUGGCAAAUACUUAUAUACUUCCUACAAUUUAAUAAGAUCCUCACACGAAAUUUCUGACUAGUUUUCACGGAUAGAAUAGUUGGGCGACAAAGCGAAAGCAGAAACAGAAAGUUUAGAACGGUCAGUUCUUAACAAUUAAACAAAACCUUUUUCGAUAUUGUGGGGAUCAUGCAGGCAAAAAUAAAUAUAUCUUAAUAAAAUACAUUUACAGAAUUUAAAUGAAAACGAAGAUGAAAAUAAUCGGUCAUCUGAAAAGCGAAAGGACUCCAGUCAGGGAAUCGUAGAUGCAGGUAUACUAUGGCUGUACAGCUGUACUAAUGCAUAUAGUAAUGGUACGCACCAAAAUUUAUCCUUGAAAUGGCCACAUAUCGAACUAAGUAACGUAAAAAUUAAUAUAAUAUAGUGUAUGAAAUUUUUAUCUUAUUUUACAUCAGGAAUUGUGAAGAGACAAAGGCUGGCGACCAAAGUCAAUGCAAUCGACUUGACUAAACCCAAAACGGUACGCUGUUCCAAAGCAAUCGUAGAGUGAAAAUAAAGUUAAACUCUAAACAAAUCUAUUUUAACAUUUAUAGAACUUAUGUAGAAGCAACGAAAGUGUUCCAUCAUCUGAAAAGCGGGAGAUCUUCAGCGUUGGAAUUGACAAUGAAAGUACAAUAAAUAACAUGUACCAAUUUAACUCGAGUAUGGGUGGGUGUAUAUGAUGGGUGAAUAUGAUGUUGUGAGUUAUGUAGCCAAUGGUUGAAAUCUUACUUUCUUUAUAUAAGAAAUCGCAAAAAGAAAAAGGAUGGCAACCAAAAGCACUUCGAUCGCUCAAACAGAAACGGACCAGCUAAGGUCUUCCACCAUAACCAAAGAAAGUAUAACAGUCGUCUUUUUCUUGACAACAUUCCUAUAGUAACAAACGCAUAUAUUAAGGGCACAACACUGGCCCCAGAAAUCUAUAGUUUUCCACUAACCUUUCUUCAUUGUAAUAUUACAUCGUUAUUUUUACAAUAGGAAAUGCCAUCGGGCAAAUGAAGGUCACCGAUAAGCCUUCUGUUGACUUAACAGAUUUCAGUGACAACGAUUGUACAACCAUCAAACGCCAAAGGGAAAGUAAAAACAACAAUUUUAGAAUGGCAAGUUAAAACUAUUUAUUAGUUGACUACCAAUUUUUUUAAGUAGGCCUGUAAUUUAAAAAAAUAAAUUUUAGUCACCUACUGCAUUUAUAGGAUAUGAAUAGAAGCGAAGAAAGUGAUCAGUCAUUACAAAUACAAGGUGACAGUCUUAGAAACGACAGUGAAGGUAUGCAUAUAACUUCAAUCGUUCAUUCGUUCGGUUUUGUCCCUUACAUACAGCUGUGAUUCGUACAUUCAUUGUAAUAUUACAUCGUUAUUUUUUUACAAUAGGAAAUGCCAUCGGGCAAAUGAAGGUCACCGAUAAGCCUUCUGUUGACAAAACAGAUUUCAAUAACAGCGAUUGUACAACCAUCAAACGCCAAAGGGAAACUAAAAACAACAAUUUUAGAAUGGCAAGUUAAAACUAUUUAUUAGUUGACUACCAAUUUUUGUAAGUAGGCCUGUAAUUUAAAAAAAUAAAUUUUAAUCACCUACUGUAGUUAUAGGAUAUGAGUAGAAGCGAAGAAAGUGUUCAGUCAUUACAAAUACUAGAUGACAGUCUUAGAAACGACAGUAAAGGUAUGCAUAUAUAACUUCAAUCGUUCAUUCGUUCGGUUCCGCUGUCCCAUACAUGCAGCUGUGAUUCGUACAGAAAAAUCAGUGGCGGAUCGAUGUUUGUACUAAUCGAAAAAUCUGUCCAUUAUGUUUCGAAACACACUGACAGGUAUCAAUAAAUUAUUCUAUAGAAAAUGAUCUUGAAAGUAUCGCCGAACUGUACGAUGAAAGCUUAGAGUCCAUACAUAACGAUGAAAUUCGCCUGUAUAAAGGUGACCGAGCUCUGCCAGUAUACCGUUGGGGUCUGACAAAAGGCAUGUGUACAGAUGAUGUUGCUGAACUUUUAGUAAAUCGUUGUAUAGACCGCUCUCGAAUUGCUACGCGCGGUCCAACAAGUGUCGAAAAUAACGCCGUUUUUGUAGUGGACACAUCGAAGAUCCCAGAAAAAGAUGAUCUGAAAUGUGAUGACCUAGGUGCAUGGGAAUGCAAAGGCUCAAAGAAGUUGUUUUACAGUAUGGGCGGGGAUGGAAAACUUGCCAAAUUAGCAAAGGAUAAACUACCGGAUGAACAAGUCCGUGUUUUUGUCAUCCAACGGCAGUGGUACAGAAAUUUAAGCAUGGAUUCGCUUCAAAGAGUAAUAAUUACAGCUCGUGAAUCCGCUUCAACGAUUCCAAAAGAUCUGGUAUUCAUUCAAUACAUAUUCAACAACGGCGAACAACCCGUCAAAGUAAACUUACAUGGAAAUGCUAAAAGUACAAGGUGUCGUGCGUACCAAAGAACGAUGCAGAGCACAAAAAAAAUGAUAAAGGAGAACAUUGGAACAUUGCCAGCUCGUUCAACAGUGCAUAAAGUGAUCAAUGAAAGGGGGGGAAUAAUGAAAAUCGGAUCAUCUGGAGCAUUACCGCGUAAUAGGACACAGGUUUACAACAUCACAAGAGAAGUAAAGAAGCAAAAAGAACCCCUAACGCACAUAUAUAGAAGAUCCAAUGCUGCAAGUUUUAGCAAAAGCCAAAGAGGAACAACAAGGACGUGAUGAAGAUAUUUUUAUUCGUGAAAUACCUCUUUUCCCUGAGCCAAUCGUCUUUACUGCCAACAAGCAGCAGUUGGUUGAUAUUGAACGUUUUUGCACGAAUCCUGAGAAGUUUUGCGUAUUAGGCGUAGAUGCGACAUUCCAAAUUGCCUCCUUUUACUUCACCUUUACGACCUACAGAAAUUUGAUGCUAACUACGAAGAAUGGUAAUCAUCCAGUGUGUAUUGGUCCUGGCAUCCUUCACAAGCAGAAGCUUAAAAUAUCGUAUCAAACGUUGCCUUUACUGAUGACAAAAUACCACCAGAAGGUUGCAGGCGUGCUGGUUUAUGGAACAGAUGGAGAAAAAAAUCUUGCAGACGCCUUUUCAGACGUAUUUCCACAUGCACAACAUCUUUGCUGCGACAUUCAUCUGAAGGACAACAUAAAAAGGAAACUUGUCCAGUGUGGUAUAACAGGUCGCCCAGCGACAGAAAUCAUGAAUGAUAUCUUUGGAAACGAAAUAGGAGAUCAAGUAGAAGGAGGAUUAAUUCAUACCACGUCCGCUGAGGAAUUCGACGCUUGCUUACAAUCUGCUGUGUGCAAGUGGACAACUUUGCACGAAGAUGGUGAAAAGUUCGUGGAUUACUUUCUGAAAUCCAAAGCAAAUAUCAUUCGUGAAUCUGCCAGGUCAGAUAUAAGAUCGAUGUGUGGACUUGGCUACCCACCUACGCUGUACACACAAAACGCAAAUGAGUGCAUGAAUCGGAUCAUAAAGAUAGACCAAGAUCCAAAGUCUUCGAAGCAUCAGACUGCUCUUUUGCCAUACAUCGAAAGAAUUCGGGCAGAAGUGGCACGACAACAUGACGAGCAAUUCUUGGCUGUUCUGGGACUUGGCCAGUAUCGCCUUAGUGACACGUUCUCUUUCCUACGCGUGGAAGAAAAGAAUUUCUUUCGCAUGAACGACUCCCAGAAGAAAGCAUUAAAGAAAAAAUUCUUUACUGCGCCCGUUUCCGAGCCUAGACAACGCGAAGAACAAGCAUUGAAUGGCGAGUUAUCGGUAUUAGCUGAGAGGUCUGGAAUUAUUAGUAUUCCUUUUCCAGCACUUGAUGCCAUGUUGACAAAUGCUGCAGCCUAUGUACGCGAUGGAGAUGAAACUUGGAAAGUUCCAGCUGACGAGGACAACCACGGUUCAUCUGAAACGUACAUGGUUCAUAGCAGACGCAACUCCAAUCCACAUAAAGUUGUUUGGACGAAGAAGACCCAUCGCGUACAAUGCGAUAAAGCUUGUAUCAACUGGUCCACCUACACUCUGUGCUCACACUGCCUAACCGUAGCUGAAAUAAAUGGCAUUCUGAAAGAAUUUCUUCAGUGGUUUAAGAACAGAAAGCGGACCGCCCCAAACCUGACUGCGUUAAUUAAUGUCAACAUGCCCCAAAACGCGGGUGAAAAACCUAUAUCGAAAAAUCGCAAAGGAAGAGCAAACAAAGCACCUUUUGUUGGAAAAAAAGUUGCCUCUCAUAGGAUCACUCCGCAGAAUAUGGUCAAUAUUUCAACUCAUUUCUCCCAUCAGUCAGCCUGCACUCAGCAGUUCCAACCCACACAGUCCACCCAAACUUGUGCUCGACAGCUUCAACAAACUCAAUCCCCUCAGUCCACCCAACUUUGCACUCAACAGUUCCAACCUACCCAGUCUCUUCAGUUCACGGUACAUCCCACUCAGCAGCUACAACCAACUCAAUUCCUUCAGUCUACCCAACCUCGUACUCAACAGCUCCAACCUACCCAAUCCCCCAGGUCCAUUCAACCUCAGAUCCACCAGCUCCAACUUAUUCAGCCAUAUUUUCAGCAAUCCCAACUCCACCAACUUUAUCAGACAGCUCAACCUCCUUCAGACUCGAAUACACCUUCCCGACCCAAACCUCCUCCUGGAGUAUUUGCAUUUGGUCGGUUAUCAUUCCUCGACAAGAAAGUUUCGAUAUGUUAUGGCUGUCAAGAAUCGUUAAAACCAGGAGGUAAUAUACCAUACCCGCCUGAAGACAUCGUGGUUACAACAAGGCUGUGUCGCAGAUACUACGAUAAAGAGGGCCAACCCAAAGUAUCACCCAAAAUUUCAUCCGUAUAUUUCCACCUUAACCCUAAUUGUGUGGGUGCCGCUUGUCCACAAUUUGAGACCAAGUCUUGUAUUGUCCCAACCGACCUAAUUCCAUUCAUGUUCGUGCAGCAUUCCAACGCACUGAGUCAGCGAUUUGGUUUAUCUGCAGGUGCAAGAAUAUUACAAGAUAUUGACUAA